AUGCUUGAUGACAUCAUCGACGGCUAUAUUUUACGAUUCUGCGAUGACGGUACAGAUCGUGUCUUUUGCACCGCAUGCCCUCAAAAACAAGGCGCCUAUCGUGUCAUGUCACGCCGCCAUGCUGAAAAGCACUCAAAGCAAGAUAUGCACAUUCGCCGUGCCGAAAACAUCAAGAAAAGGCUUUCUGAGACCAGAAAGCCACGUGUCUCUGCUGCAGCGCCUGUUAGCCCUGAUCCUUCACUCUCCCCUGCUGGUCACGAUAACUUCAGCAUCGAUUUCGAUUGCAUGGAUAAUACAUCUAUCGACAUGCAAGCUGAUAGACCGUCCAUGGUGCCUGAGACAGAUUCUGAGUAUCCGUUAGCGGAUCUCUGA
This is a messenger RNA of Suillus discolor, 372 nucleotides long. RefSeq lists its product as uncharacterized. Bases 1 to 372 code for a protein of 123 amino acids. The record is from RefSeq and is a predicted model, not a curated record. Lineage: Eukaryota; Fungi; Basidiomycota; Agaricomycetes; Boletales; Suillaceae. The transcript has 2 exons.